This is a messenger RNA of Chara braunii, 1512 nucleotides long. Lineage: Eukaryota; Viridiplantae; Streptophyta; Charophyceae; Charales; Characeae. The record is from the annotation of a GenBank genome assembly.
GUGCCACGUCAGCAGGUGCCAUGUCAGUCAGUGCCACGACAACAAGGGCCAUGUCAGCAGCCUGAAUGCUCAGGCGCAGCGCACGAAUUGCCACUCAUCAACAUGCUGCAGUUCCCGCACCUGUCGAGCCCCAACCGGCCCUCCGGAUUCCGCAGCCGACACAGGUUACAGUUGUGACCAUCCCAACGGUCGUCGGAGGUGCAGUAGUCACACAGGUUGGUAGUUCCAGUGGGGAACCGGGACCUAUCGGUCCCGCACUCCAAGGCAUGUCUGGCCAACAGCCAGGCGAAUCCAUCUCGGACUUUGCCGCCCGCGUCCUCGCCUUCAGCAAAUUGGUGGCUGAAGAGGAGCAGCGGCAGGCUGAGGAUGUAGCCGAACUACUACGGCAACAGCAAGAAGCUGCCGAAGCUCAAUGUCGGCACCAGGAUGAAGCAGCUAAUGUCGUCCAGCGCCUCCAACAAGACGCUUCGGCAAGCCGGCAACAUCACAAGUUGGAGUACGCAGCCACACUGUGCAGCUGGCAACAGCAAGAGUUGCAGCGGCUCGAGCGCGUCAUAAAUGAAACUCGAGACACGCAAAGUCAUACAAAUCGCAGUUUCAAUGCGCGCCUUGAUCACUUGGAACAGGAAGACGCCACUUCAGCAAGCGCCCGCCCAAGUACCAGCCAACCAUCAACGCGAGAGCUGGAGGAACGGAUCGACCAUGUGGUCGCCACAAUCGACGACCUUGGCACGCUCGCGAGACCAGCAACGAUCAGCCAACAGCUCAUGGUGCUGAAGACCGUCGUCCCCAUGUUGCAGCAGCAACCAGCAGGCAACUCCACCCCGCGUCUGUACAAGAUGUCGAACUUCCGGAUCGAAAAGUUGGACGACUACAAGAAGACCAAUCCGCUCAUUUGGUGGCAAGGAUUUAUCACGGAAGUCGGACUCCGUGAAGUGCCCGACUACUUUCGGAUUGCAGCACUCUACCUCAAUACCACCAGUGUUUGCCAAGUCUGGCUCAACCACCUGGCGGUCAAGGCGGGAGUCAACGUCGAUCGCUUGCACACCAAGCUCGAAUGGGAGACCGUUGAGGCCUUGUGGAAGGACCGGUUCAUCGUACAACACACGAAGCCGAAGGCUGCAAACCAAGUGUUCCAAAUGUACCAAGGGAGUCAGCCUAUGCAUGAUUAACUGACCGAAUGGCAAAAGAUCGUUGCCGUUUCGGACUUGAACCUGCCAUUCGAGCACAUUCGACGCAAGUUCUUUCAACGGUCAACCGACUACUUGACGCAGGCACUCGGACAAGAGGAGUGGUACGCUGACUUUGACUCCAUUGUCAAGCGUGCAUGUGCCAUCAUCCAAACCAACCGGCGGGCCACCAACGAACGGCAAGGCCAACCGAACUUUGUGGACAAAGGCAAGGGACAGCAGACACAGCCUGUCGCUGCAGUCCAAUCAAGUGGACAAGUAGAAGACCAGGCAUCGACUCCUGCGUCAAGUGAAGGAGACCAAAUCAAUGCCCUUCCGCCAC